Molecule: messenger RNA, 1406 nt
Organism: Mangifera indica (mango)
Lineage: Eukaryota; Viridiplantae; Streptophyta; Magnoliopsida; Sapindales; Anacardiaceae
Product: F-box/kelch-repeat protein SKIP25-like
Exons: 1
Coding region: 145-1305 (386 amino acids)
Molecular function (GO): protein binding
Source: RefSeq, a predicted model, not a curated record
CUUUGCCAUCCCUUUAUUUUUUGACCAAAUUUCUGACAGAAAACGCAACUAAACUGCCGUCGUUUUUUCAAUUAAACGAAAUAACAAAACAACUUCACCAUUAUAAAGCUAUCCUCAAAACAGUCUCCUCCUCGGGCCUUCUCUAUGUCUCAAACUCAAACUGACUUCUCUGCCAAGCGUAAAAAGCGAACUCAACUGAAAUCCACCAAGCCGCCACCUGUGCUUCCCGGACUUCCCGAACACAUCGCUCAGCUCUGCCUCUCCAGGGUCCAGCCUUCUCUUCUCUUCAACGUCUGCCGUUCUUGGAGACGUUUGAUUUACUCUCCUUCUUUCCCACCUUUUCUUUCUUUGUACACACUUUUAUCGUCCAAAUCUCAUCAAAUUCUACAUUUUUACUCUUUCGACCCCGUUGCUUCCACCUGGGAACCUCUUCCUCCGCCGCCUGAUCCUCCCAUUGACCUCCUUCUCCACCACCCUUCCUUUUUAUCCCGGAAGCUUCCCGUUCAGUCCGUUUCCGUUUCCGGGAAGCUCGUACUUCUCGCCGCGACUACUCAUAAUUUUUACCCUGCACUCACUCGUCCUCUUUUGUUUAAUCCCAUUCACCGGAACUGGGUAUUCGGGCCACCCCUCAACACCCCGCGCCGGUGGUGCGCUGCCGGAUCGCUUCACAACGUUGUGUAUGUGGCAAGCGGUAUAGGAUAUCAGUUCUCCACCGAGGUCGCGAGGUCAGUGGAGAAGUGGGACCUGCAGAAAAACAAAUAUAAUAACAAUUAUUACCACAAUGGUGGCUGUGGCGGUGGCGGGGGGAGGUGGGAGAAGAUGAAAGGGCUUAAAGAUGGGACCUUUUGCAGAGACGCGGUGGAUGCUGUGGGGUGGAGAGGGAAGCUAUGUAUGGUAAAUGUGAAAGGGUACGGAGCCAAGGAAGGAGUUGUUUACGACGUUGAACGGGACACAUGGCGGGAGAUGCCGGAGGGAAUGAUCAAAGGGUGGAGGGGCCCGGUGGCUGCCAUGGAUGAGGAGGUGAUGCUCACGGUGGAUGAGACCAACGGUGCAUUGAGAAAGUAUGAUGAAGAAAAGGAUGAUUGGGAAGAGAUGAUAAUUCAGUCUAACAUGCUCGUCGGAGCUCAGCAGAUUGCUUGUGGUGGUGGGAGAGUUUGUGUUGUUGGUGGUGAGGGGGGAAUCGUGGUGGUGGAUGUCGUGGCAGCGCCGCCGCGGAUAUGGGCGGUGGAUACACCAAAUGGGUUCCAAGCUUUGGCGGUUCAUAUCCUCCCACGGAUGAGCCAGUCGGUUCCAACCGAUUAUUGAUUCAUAUAAAUUUCACAAAUUUUGCAAAUUAAAAUUCAUUUUUUCAUUCUGCAAUUUUUUAUGAAUUUUUUUGAAAAUUCUUGUAACAGAUUAUAUUACUU